Diceros bicornis minor is the source of this 960-nucleotide messenger RNA. Its product is annotated as olfactory receptor 4D2-like. The transcript has a single exon. Gene Ontology annotation, molecular function: G protein-coupled receptor activity; olfactory receptor activity. Gene Ontology annotation, cellular component: membrane. The coding region runs from base 1 to 960 and encodes 319 amino acids. The record is from RefSeq and is a predicted model, not a curated record. Gene Ontology annotation, biological process: G protein-coupled receptor signaling pathway. Lineage: Eukaryota; Metazoa; Chordata; Mammalia; Perissodactyla; Rhinocerotidae.
AUGGAAGCAGGGAACCUCACAUGGGUAUCAGAAUUUGUCUUCCUGGGGCUCGCACAGACUCGGGAGCUCAAGCUUCUCCUGUUUCUGGUGUUCCUGUUUGUCUACACCACCACUGUCGUGGGAAACCUCCUCAUCAUGGUCACAGUGACCUCUGAUUUCCGGCUCCACACACCCAUGUAUUUUCUGCUGCGAAAUAUGGCUAUCUUUGAUCUCUCUUUCUCCUCGGUCACUGCCCCAAAGAUGCUGGUGGACUUCCUCUCUGAGAAGAAGAGAAUUUCCUUCCAGGGCUGCAUGGCCCAGAUCUUCUUCUUCCACUUCUUGGGCGGUGGGACUCUCUUCUUUCUCUCAGUGAUGGCCUAUGACCGCUACAUAGCCAUCUCCCGGCCCCUCCACUACGUCACCAUCAUGAACACUCAGCUCUGUGUGGGGCUGGUGCUGGCUGCCUGGGGAGGGGGCUUUGUCCACUCCAUUGUCCAGCUGGCUCUGAUGCUCCCAUUGCCUUUCUGUGGUCCCAACGUCCUGGAUAACUUCUACUGUGAUGUUCCACAGGUGCUGAGACUUGCCUGCACUGACACCUCCCUCCUGGAGUUCCUCAUGAUCUCCAACAGUGGGAUGCUGGUCCUCAUCUGGUUCCUCCUCCUUCUGAUCUCUUACACUGUCAUCCUGGUGGUGCUGAGGUCCCACUCAGGGCAGGCGAGGAGGAAGGCAGCUUCCACCUGCACCACCCACAUCAUCGUGGUGUCUAUGAUCUUCGUUCCCUGUAUCUAUAUCUACUUCAGGCCCUUCACCCCCUUCCCCAUAGACAAGGCUGUGUCCAUCAGCCAGACGGUCAUCACCCCCAUGCUCAACCCCAUGAUCUACACACUGAGGAAUCAGGAGAUGCAGGCAGCCGUGAAGAGAUUAAGCAAGCGCGCAGUGAUCUCAGCAGGGACUGAACUUAAAAUAGGUGACUAUAAAUGA